GCGCGAUUCGUAACAAAGGUAAAUAGUCUUUAGUAUAUCCGACCGACAGGUUGUUUUCAUUCAAAGACAUAAAGCUCCCUCACAAAUAUUUCAAUUGCAUCUAUGCAUCAUAAGAUGUCAAUUCAAAUGUAUCUUCUUCUGGUCAUCUUCGAUUGUUGUCUAGUCAUGUCUCAAAAGUUAGUGAAUAUUAAUGAACCUCCGAGUGUACUGAUAAUAUCAAAAGACGAUAAUGAUACUGUUGUUGAUGAAGUUCACGGUAAUCCUGGUUUACUUGUGCAAAGUUCAAACAAUUUAAACUUGGAAGAAGAUGAUGCUGAUGGUGCCAGCACCGAUGAUUUACAAGUAGCUGAAGUACACCUGUUUCGCCCUGUGUUCAGAUAUAAAUUUGCUUAUGCAUCAAAAGUUAAAAACUAAGAAUUAUGAUGCAAAAGAGGUGUGAAUAAAGUAUUUCUGAAAUAUCACUCGUUAGAUAUUAAAAGACUGAGACCCUGAAUGUCAUGGUUUCCUCUGGAUGCAUGGACAUUCCGUUAAUUUCAAUCAAAUGUGAUUUAGUCUUUCCUACCCGCUGUUUUUGUAUCUUCAUAAAGAAACUUCCUUCAGCAUUGGAUAUAAGUGGCUUUAUUCUUUUAUUGUAA
This is a messenger RNA of Hermetia illucens (black soldier fly), 635 nucleotides long. RefSeq lists its product as uncharacterized. The transcript is spliced from 2 exons. Bases 103 to 414 code for a protein of 103 amino acids. Lineage: Eukaryota; Metazoa; Arthropoda; Insecta; Diptera; Stratiomyidae. The record is from RefSeq and is a predicted model, not a curated record.